AUGUCACCUCCUUCUCUUUCUCUUCCUCCGUUGGCUUCAGCUGUCCGUUCGCAUGUUGAAUACAGCCUUGCCACCAUAGGAAUUGAUUUUCUUUCGAAAACAAUCUUCUUAGACGAUAGAACCGUUCGUUUACAGCUUUGGGACACUGCAGGCCAAGAGCGUUUCAGAUCCCUGAUACCCUCUUAUAUUAGAGAUUGCGAUGCUGCCAUAAUUGAUGUGAUUUCCGAACGCGGUACGAGAGUCAAGCUGUUUCUUGUCGGGUCAAAACAAGAUGCCAGUCCCAUAAGGUUGGCGGCUUUAUUUGGUGAAUUUUAUGUAGGGAAAACGAUUGCCGCAAAUUUACCUAUCACGUCUUCAUCAGCCGGCGCUAAUAGUAUGGAAAGCCCCUCUCGCCAUCAUAGUAUGGACCGUAAUUUAACCGCCUUAGCCAUCGAUAUGAUGAACAUAAAAUCGACAUCUAGCCUCUUGGACCCAGACUCCAAGGCAAGCUCCUCAAAGUGUUCGUGUUAG
Mitosporidium daphniae is the source of this 510-nucleotide messenger RNA. RefSeq lists its product as uncharacterized. The transcript has 4 exons. The record is from RefSeq and is a predicted model, not a curated record. Lineage: Eukaryota; Fungi; Microsporidia. Bases 1 to 510 code for a protein of 169 amino acids. Gene Ontology annotation, molecular function: GTPase activity; GTP binding.